Molecule: messenger RNA, 1199 nt
Organism: Aricia agestis (brown argus)
Lineage: Eukaryota; Metazoa; Arthropoda; Insecta; Lepidoptera; Lycaenidae
Gene: Ak3
Product: GTP:AMP phosphotransferase AK3, mitochondrial
Exons: 1
Coding region: 376-1032 (218 amino acids)
Biological process (GO): nucleobase-containing compound metabolic process
Cellular component (GO): cytoplasm; mitochondrion
Molecular function (GO): AMP kinase activity; ATP binding
Source: RefSeq, a predicted model, not a curated record
GUCAAAUGAUUAAAUUCGCACAAAAAAUCGUAAACAUUGAAAUGUGAAAUGUGUUUAUUAUAGUCUAAUAAAUAGAAACUAAAAAGAAAAGGGCAUUAAAAAAAUUACGAGUGAAGUGGUAACCUAAAAACGUAAAAGAAUGCGGUUGCGUUAUGUAACUUGACCCGUAUUACUGUAUAAAAACUAAGUGCAAUGAAGCCGGUGUGUUCCGUUAUCUCUAAAAGUGCUAGAAACCCAAAAUUUUUCCUCGUUUGUCGUCCUAUACGUCAUAUCAAAUAAAUAUAUCAGCAGUGUGAUCGUGUGUUGUACUGAGGACAGACAUUGCGUGCACUAGCGAGGCACGGAUACAAAGGUCAACUUCACAGAAAAUUCACAAUGACCGUACAAAAGAUACUGAAAGCACUAAUUUUGGGUGCUCCGGCGUCCGGAAAGGGCACUAUUUCAUCGAGGAUCGUUAAAAGGUACAACAUUGAACAUGUAUCCAGUGGUGAUAAAUUGCGGGACCAUAUUCAAAAACAAACUGAACUAGGCAAAGAAGUUAAAAGCUACCUCAGUCAAGGCAAACUGGUACCCGAUGACGUAAUGAUAAAAUUUAUGGUGUCAGAAUUGAAAAAAGUACAAGACAAGUCAUGGCUUCUAGAUGGUUUUCCGAGAACUGUUGCACAAGCACAAGCUAUCUGGAAAGUUGAGCCCGUCAAUAUAGUUCUGAAUCUGAAUGUACCUUUUGAAGUAAUCAUUGAUAGGGUAAAGAAUCGUUGGGUUCAUUUACCAUCGGGAAGAGUUUAUAACAUCGGUUUCAACACACCUAAGGUGAUGGGUAAGGAUGACGUUACUGGAGAAAAUCUGACUCAAAGACCCGACGAUAAGCCUGAAGUAGUUCAGAAAAGAUUGGAAAUCUACGAGAGUAUCACCAGACCGGUGAUAGAUUUCUACAAGGAGAAAGGUAUUCUUACACAUUUUGAGGGUCGCACCUCAGAUGAAAUAUGGCCUAAAGUUAUUGCACAUUUAGACCCAAUUUUUGAAAAGAAGUAGGGAAAUCUGUUUUUUUAAUAUGCACAAAGAAUUUAUGACAAGGAAAAUAACAAAAGCUGUUAUUUUAAGAAAGAUAUAGGCUAUCUUUGAAUAUGCCAUCAAGCAUGAUAGUAGUGUAGAAAUGGUGUUAUAUUGUGUUUAAAAAUUAUUAUUCUAAAGAUUAAAUC